Messenger RNA from Kwoniella botswanensis, 462 nucleotides. RefSeq lists its product as uncharacterized. NCBI's taxonomy places the organism in Eukaryota, Fungi, Basidiomycota, Tremellomycetes, Tremellales, Cryptococcaceae. The transcript has 7 exons. Gene Ontology annotation, biological process: mitochondrial DNA replication; positive regulation of helicase activity. Gene Ontology annotation, cellular component: mitochondrial nucleoid. Gene Ontology annotation, molecular function: single-stranded DNA binding. The coding region runs from base 1 to 462 and encodes 153 amino acids. The record is from RefSeq and is a predicted model, not a curated record.
AUGUUGACCAAUAUCAUCAAAUCAUCCUCCACUAUAGCGAGGACAACAACGAGGGCAUUCUCAACCUCUUCACAAGUACUGGACGUAUCAAAGGUGAUCUUAGUAGGUAGACUAGGUGCAGAUCCGAUAUUACGAAAUACAUCAAGUGGUAAACCAUAUUAUACGUAUACUGUAGCUACCAACGUAGGUGCUCCGGUAGAAGGUGAAGGUGGUAAACUGCAUCCACCACCUACAUCCUGGCAUACGAUAUUUUCGUUCAAUGAAUUUCAGCAUCCUGCUUUACAAAAAUUGGGCAAGGGAUCAACAAUCUAUGUCGAAGCAGAACUGGAAAUGCGUCCUUCUGAACCUAAUCCGUCUUCGACAGAUAGAUAUAGGUACGACAGGGCAUUCCUGAAACAUCAGAAAUUAAGUGUGAUCAACAGGGUGAAACCGGAGAGUGAACAAGAUGGAUCUGACGAGUAA